Messenger RNA from Sardina pilchardus (European sardine), 2737 nucleotides. It is a transcript of the gene cax2, whose product is annotated as cation/H+ exchanger protein 2. The record is from RefSeq and is a predicted model, not a curated record. Gene Ontology annotation, biological process: calcium ion transmembrane transport; intracellular calcium ion homeostasis. Gene Ontology annotation, molecular function: calcium:proton antiporter activity. Gene Ontology annotation, cellular component: membrane; endomembrane system. The transcript has 20 exons. The coding region runs from base 41 to 2320 and encodes 759 amino acids. Lineage: Eukaryota; Metazoa; Chordata; Actinopteri; Clupeiformes; Clupeidae.
AACCAUCAUCACAUAGGAGCCAUUACUGUGCAUAACAGAGAUGUCCUCUGAAAGUGUUCAUUUGUCAGCUGACAGCGAGACACGAAGACGAAGGUUUGCUGCUGACAAUCCAGAUGAAACAGCAGGAGAGCCACCGUGGGACCAGCAGAUACCCAGAGGUCGAGGGCUGUGCUGUGACGUGACCCACCUGCCUCAUGAGGGCCUUGAUGGCCACUCUCUUCCCUGCAUGUCACCAACAUUGGGUCCCUGCACAUCUGGUUCCUUAUGUAGACAAAGAAGUCAUAGUUUGCACGCGUUUGAUGAUGCAUGGGAUGACGGCCGCUGCAAGACAACUAUAAGUGCAGAAAAUGAAGUGGAGGCGCAGAAACAGGCUAACAAUUACAAGUUUGGAUUCAGGAAGUGGAAAAGUCAUGUCACCGAGCGACCCUUUGAGGACAGAUCAGAGGUAGUGAAGGAGCUCUACUCUGAGCUGAAUGUCAUCAAAGUUCACACCGGUUCCUUGAUCUCCUGUGGCAAUGUCUUGUAUGUGUUUUUAUUUGGAUGGUGGCUUGCCCUGGUGUACUCUUUGGUCAGUCUUCUGAUGUUCUGUACCCUUAUUGGAUUCCCAUACGGGAAGCUUUGCUGGAACUUGUCAGGUUAUUUUCUGUGGCCUUUUGGGAAGUCCAUAACAGAGGGUAUUGUGUCAGAAAGAAGACCUAAAAGAGCAGGCCCAGACUCCUUUACUGAGGAAGUAGAAGAAAAUAACAGAGCCACAUCCAUUUUGCUGCCAACACCUGUUGAAGAUGUUUUCGAAGAAUCUCAGGCACCACACAAAACCUCUCACUGGAGACGUGUUAACACUUAUGUGUGGCUUCUGCUGGGCUAUCCUGUCCUGACUGUCUUCCACUCGCUGGCCUGCCUGCUGUCCUGGCUGUUGGUCGUCACCAUACCCGUGGCUAAGAUGAAUGCUCGUGCGCUGGGCUCAAUUCUACUGCUGCCACCUGAAGAAGUUCAUAUCAGUCGCGUCACAGAGGAGACUGGAGACACCAAAGCUCUGCUGUGCUGCAAUCAUGCUUUCAAUGUCUACUACUACAAGUACACAGUGGACGGGAUCAAUGUGUUUUCUGUCAAUCUCCUACCAUUGGUCAUUUUUGCUCUGGUGAUUGGUUACGUAGACAAAGACAAUGCAUUUGCUAGUUCAGAGGUCAAAUUUGCCAUGGCUAUCGGAUCAAUCAUUCCUUUGUCCUACUACAUUGGAAUGGGUAUCGCUAGUAUUUCAGCACAGAGUAACUUUGCUGUCGGUGCGGUUGUGAACGCCACAUUUGGCUCCAUCACAGAGAUGACCUUUUACAUCACCGCCCUUCUCCGAGGACACCGCGAAGGAAACCAGUGUCUGCAGGAGGUCGUCAAGGCGGCCCUCACCGGAACUCUACUGGGCUGCAUUCUCUUCAUCCCCGGCAUCUGUAUGAUCAUUGGUGGACUGAGACACAGCGAGCAAAGGUUCAACAGUCGCUCCGCUGGAGUCAGCUCAUCAUUGCUCUUCAUAUCCAUUGGAGGGGUGUUUGCACCAACACUGUUCUCUAAAGCCUACGGCAAUCUUAUCUGUGAAGGCUGUAGUUCCACGGGGACCAAUGCCACCACCAAUACCACUGGUCCCUAUGUCUGCCACAACUGUCACUAUGACUUGAGUGAAAAUAACUACACCAUGUUCCAUAGCCAUGUUGAGCCACUGGUUCACUCUAUUGCUGUCCUUCUGCCUUUGGCCUACAUCAUCGGCCUCAUCUUUACUCUGAAGACACACUCACACAUCUACGACAUCCAUGUUGGUGACAGUAACGCUUCCGGACACCUUGGUGCGGUGGUCCACUGGUCUCGGUGGAGAGCUCUGUUCAUUCUCAUUGUGGCCACAGUGCUAAUGUCUGCAUGUGCAGAUCUGACCACGGAACAUAUCCAGCCAAUCCUCAGUCAGCCCGGCAUCUCCCAAUAUUUCAUCGGUGUCACUGUGCUGGCUAUGGUCCCUGAAAUCCCAGAGAUUGUAAAUGGCGUCCAGUUUGCACUCCAGAAUAAUAUCAGUUUGAGUUUGGAGGUGGGCAGCUGCAUUGCUGUACAAGUGUGUAUGAUUCAAAUCCCUUUGUUGAUUCUCUUCAACACAAUCUACGAUGUCGGCUUUGUACUUGUAUUCAGUGAUCUCCAUCUAUGGGCAAGCAUUUUCAGUGUGAUUCUUGUCAAUUACAUUUUCAUGGAUGGCAAGUCUGACUAUUUUCAAGGGACUUCUCUGGUGGUGGUGUAUCUCAUACUGUUGGCCACGUACUACUUUGCACCUUCCCCUGCAGGCUGCUAAGUGAUCGAUGAGGUCACUUUGAACAAAAGUGCUGUUAUAGUAAUUUACUUGAAAAGCACAAAUGGAUGGUCCAAACUGCGGAAUCAUCCUUACUCCUUAAAGAAUGUUGUUUGCACUUCAUUAAGAUAUUUCUAAGAUAUUUCAUAUACAGAGAUUCUGUAUAUGUACCAUUUUGGUUUAUUUUUCUGUACUGUAUUUUAUGUUGUUUGUUGUUUAUGUUGUAAAGGUACGAGAGGGACGAGGAAAUCAAAUAAUCAUCAUGAGCAAACCCUUUAUCUGACACAUUCCAAGUGCAUCAUCAGUUGCAUAAUUGUAAGGUAGAGAGCAUCAAUUGCAUAACUGUAAUUUGAGUUAGAUGUGUUUUAUUUUAUUAUUGAUUAAAUGUGUCAGAGAAUAUGAGAUGAUAUGUUUAUACUG